This is a messenger RNA of Aspergillus mulundensis, 1554 nucleotides long. Its product is annotated as putative chromosome segregation protein (Pcs1). Gene Ontology annotation, molecular function: microtubule site clamp; protein binding. Gene Ontology annotation, biological process: meiotic sister chromatid segregation; attachment of mitotic spindle microtubules to kinetochore; homologous chromosome segregation. The coding region runs from base 1 to 1554 and encodes 517 amino acids. NCBI's taxonomy places the organism in Eukaryota, Fungi, Ascomycota, Eurotiomycetes, Eurotiales, Aspergillaceae. The transcript is spliced from 3 exons. Gene Ontology annotation, cellular component: nucleolus; monopolin complex; chromosome, centromeric core domain. The record is from RefSeq and is a predicted model, not a curated record.
AUGCCGAAACGAAAAGCGACUACGAGGCUUUCUGGCUUAGUAGGCACUGACGAUGAAGAUGUGUCGCGAUCCGGUGCCGAUCGCGCGCAGAACCACGAUGAGCGUCCGACGAAAAAGACGAGGGGCAGGCCUCGAUCGAAGUCAGCAGAAAUGAAGGCACUUGCUGAAGAUGAAAUCCCAGCAACGCAGGAGCCCGAACCAACAACAAAGAGAGGGACAAGAAGGGGGCGCCCGAAGGGAAGCAGGAAUUCCGGGCAGAUGGCGCUCGACAACCCGGAAGACCAAGACCAGCCUGCGCGCGCUGGACAGGAGGACGCCGCGCAGGAGACAGACGGUGGUGAACAGGCCGCUGUGUCCGAAAAGACUGCGCAGCCCGCGAGAUCUACGAGAGCGACAAAAGGAGGCGCUGCACGCGGCAAGAAGAAAACUGCCGCGCAAAAACAUAUAGAGACCGACGGCGAGUUUCAGUAUACUCCGACUGGUGCGCGACAGCAGAAAGUGAUUGAGGAACCUGAAAAGCCAGCCGAGCCCACCGGUCGAAAACGCCGCAAGUCGGCGACAACGGCGAGCGAGGAGACACCUGAAGUUCAACCUACAGCUCAGGAAGUCGUUGAAGAGACAAUCCUUCAGGAGGAAGCGCCGGAGUUCAUGUCUGUAUCCCCUGCAAAGCGGAGGCAAUCCUCUUCACGGCCCUUCCAGAGCUCUCCUGCGAAGAGAAAGUCCGGAAGUGGAGAUGAGAGGGGCUCCGAGCCCGAGUUGAGGCGUAGGCUUGGUGAUCUCACCAAGAAAUAUGAUACUCUCGAGAACAGAUAUCGUACCUUGAAGGAAAUAGGGAUUGUUGAGGCGAAUGCUAACAUGGAAAAAUUAAAGAAGCAAUGCGAGUCCAUGGCAAACGCGUCGAGUAACCUCGUCAACUCCCUGAAAGCCGAGCUGGAGGCACAGAGGGCCCUAGGCCAGAAGAGCCGCGCGCUUCAGAAAGAACUGCGCGAACGAGACGCAGAAGUAGCUAGGCUAGCGGAAGAUGCCGAGCAGUCGGCCAGUCAACUCGCCGCUGCCCAGUCCGAAGUCAAGGCGCUGCAAACGAAGCUUGCUGCUGCGCGCAACACGGCUGCUUCACUCGAACAGGCUGUCCUGAAGCCUCCUGGCAGUGCUAUCAAGGGUGGCAUCAACCGAGCGACUGCUGCCGCCAAUGCUGAAGCCGCGCAAGCUGCACAAUUCGCGCAGCUCAAGGAGGAUCUCUACAGUGACCUCACGGGUCUUAUAGUUCGCGACGUGAAGAAGAGGGAAGACGACAAUCUAUAUGACUGCAUUCAAACCGGCGUCAAUGGGACUCUUCACUUCCAUCUCGUUGUCCCUCAUACCUCGCCGGCAGAUUUCGAGACGGCGGAGUUCCAGUACGUUCCUCUCUUGGAUGAGAACCGGGACCGAGAUCUGGUGGAUAUUCUCCCAGAAUACCUUACAGUGGACAUUACUUUUGUCCGCCAGCAGGCUUCCAAGUUCUACACGCGGGUGAUGGACGCGCUUACAAAGCGACGGCAAAGUCAAGGUAGCUAA